Oikopleura dioica is the source of this 207-nucleotide messenger RNA. Lineage: Eukaryota; Metazoa; Chordata; Appendicularia; Copelata; Oikopleuridae. The record is from the annotation of a GenBank genome assembly.
AUGGGCAAAUGGAGUUAUCUCAGUCCGCAAAGAAUCAAGCAAAUAAACGAUUAUGGGAGCUUCUUGACGAUAGAACUUUUCGGUGCGAUUGGAGAGGAAAUUGAGUUUACAACUGGACGAUUUUCUGAAAAUGAAGAAAUUCAAAUUGAAGUUCAGUCGAUCAAAUUCGAUCGCUCUCAAAAGAAAAUGCUCUAUUUUUACGAAUAA